Molecule: messenger RNA, 5725 nt
Organism: Seriola aureovittata
Lineage: Eukaryota; Metazoa; Chordata; Actinopteri; Carangiformes; Carangidae
Product: sterile alpha motif domain-containing protein 9-like
Exons: 3
Coding region: 654-3635 (993 amino acids)
Cellular component (GO): cytoplasm
Source: RefSeq, a predicted model, not a curated record
CUGUAAAGUGUCUUUGGGUGUCCUGAAAGGCGCUUAUAAAUAAAAUGUAUUAUUAUAAUUUUUAUUAUUAUUAUUAUAUAUAUCCAUCCAUUAUAUACAUGCCUGACGGGCACGUCAGUUUCCAGGAAUCAGUGAAGCUGAACUGGCUGCAUAUUUCUGCCUGAGUAGGCUGCCAAACUACAUGCCAACACUCCACAGCUUCCUGAUCAGUGCUCCCUAGGUUUCGAUCAGUCAAACUGAUACCGACCGAUUGAGUGAAAGGAGCGGUGUCUGCCACAACUCAACAUUGUCUUUUUUUCUUCCUUAACUUUGCUCUAAAACACAGUUUGACAGACGACCUGUGAAGUACGCAGAAGUGACGCAGACAAGACAUAAAAGGAAUUCAAAGAGUGACAGACGGCUUGAAGGAGGGAGAGCCGCGGAGGGAAGCAGGUUUCAGUGAGGAGUGUGUGACACCAGCCUUUGCAGAAAUCCAUCCCCCUGACACACCCCGUACUGGGAAUCUGUUAGCACAUCACAACAGUUGCAAGGUGUAGUAAAACCAGUUGUUUGAUUUCCGUUUCUGCCUGUACAGUCCUCUAUUGUGACUCUUUAUUUUCUUUUUAGCAUUGCUGAUCUACACUGAAGAGUGAAGAGUUGACCAAAGGUGUGUCAUGGCUGACCAAAAGAAUGGAGUGGAGAACCUGACAUCCAACAUAAAGCAAUGCCAUAGCGAGGAAACUGUAGAGUCUGCGGAUGACAGUGGUAAUGCCCGCGAUGAACAAGAAACAAACACACCUGGAAGACCAUGCAAGCCUUAUCCAUUUUGUAGGUACCAUGAUACAAACAGAUACAUGGAGAACAAUAUUUUUGAUAUUAUAGAAUCAGGUGCCUCAGACUUGAUUGAACCCUGCCAUGAGUAUAAAGGCUUUAACAAUACACCAGAUGAAUUUAAAAUGAUCAAAUUCACUGAUGAGGUUAUUCGCUUCGGAGCUGCCUGCAUGAAUAGCCGCACCAAUGGCACGAUACAUUUUGCAAUAGGGGAUGAGCCAAACUUCACUCACGGUCAAGUGUUGGGAGUCGUUGUUAAGGACAAAGAGGCUUAUGAAAAGGCAUUACGACCUGCCAUUGAUGAUUGUUUUGAGUACAAACACAAAGCAGCAGCUCAAAGAUGCAUCAGACCUGUUCGAUUUGUUGGGGUUCUCAAUAAGAAUCAGACAUCGUCUGACAAAUGUGUGAUAGAAGUGGACAUAGUUCCUGACUCUACAAUCUGUGAAGAAAAGAUCUACCACACGUUCAACAACACAAAAAAAGUGAAGAAAAAAGCAAAAGACAAGAAAACAGUCAAAACUGAAACAAAUCAAUCAAAACAGUUCUAUGUCCGAGAUGGUGGUAGCAGCAGCGAUCUCCUAGCACCAACCACGUCUGCCAAACCUAUGGAGGAGUACAACAAGUUUGUUGACAACAUGCAACAACGAUCACAGCUCCGAAAACAAGCUGAAGAGACAUAUCUAGCUGUUACUAAAGAGAAUUAUCAAGGCAGUACAUUAAUUGAGAUGAUAACUGGUGGUUCGCUCUCUUUAGAUAAGUCACACUUUGAGCGUUAUGUGAUAGUAACUAACAAAGCACAUUCAAGCCAGUUUGAAUCACUAGGGUUUCUUGUAGAACUCAAUCCAACAGCAGUUUUGGACUUUGAUCCAGAAACAGCUAAAGAUGGAUUAGAGUGUCACUUCAAACAGCAGAGUCCAGUAAGUGUCCAUUUACCAGCACAGUAUAAAAUCACAGGACCAAUUGAGGACAUCGCAAACAAUUUGAAAUUAACUCGAAACACCAGCUGGGUAUGCUGCAAUGGCGGUAUUGAGAAUGAGGCACCCUCAGACAUAGACCAGUGGUUGAUGGACAAGGGAACCUCGGUUCGAAAUGUGAUUUCUUUCUUGUGUCGGAAAGAUGUGCUUCCAAACAAGAGAUUCCUCGUCAUUUUCUUACUUUGCUCAACGGUGAGUGAGAAGAUCGACCCACUUGUUGAGACCUUCAGUACAUUUUGUCAGGAGCUCGGAGGCACAGACCAGAUCUUUUGUAUAUGUGAUAACAAAAAUGCAUUUACCUCCUGGAAAGACCUAAUCGAGGCUAGGUGCGGAAUCGACAUCUCUGAUAGAUGUAUAUUUGAGCUCAGUUUUGCUGAAGUCAAUGGCACUAUCCUUAGUCUUUCGUCAAAAAACCGAAGAUCCAUCCGUUUCCUACCCUGUGGUCAGGGAAGUAGAGUGCUUCUUGAAAAGAAAGUGGAGCGUAGCCUGAACACCUUAGAGGUUCUGUGUGUGAACCAAUGUGAAGGUGGAAACGAGGACAAAACUGUCAAAGAGCAGAACUUCUACAGAGGAGGCAAAGUGUCAUGGUGGAAUUUCUAUUUCUCAGAGCAGGCUGAACGAAUUCUUAUCAAACGAAACAAAAUUGACUUCAUAGAAAAUAAAGUUAAACAAAUUUUGUGCUCACAGACAAACGCCUGCGUGUUGUUAAACCUCCUCCAUGUACCUGGUUGUGGUGGAACAACUUUGGCCAUGCAUACUUUAUGGGCUCACAGGGACAGAUUCCGUUGUGCCAUCCUUAAAGACAACAACGCAGACUUGGCUGAAGUAGCAGAUCAAGUGGUCAAACUUUUAACGUAUGUCUAUAAGGAGCAAUUACCACGGGUCCCUGUUAUGCUGAUGAUAGAUGACUUUGAUGAUAUGGAAAAAGUAUUUGCCUUGCAGCAGCUCAUUGAAAACAAAUGUAAGAAGAAAAACAUUCAGUCUAAGUCUCCACAGGUGUUCCUCCUGAACUGCAUGAGGUCAGAGUCUCCUGAGCUGACUGGAACAACUAAAGAUACUGUACAAAUAAUCCUUAAAAAUGAGCUCUCUGAUGAGGAGCAGAAAAAGUUUUCACUAAAAGUAACAUUCUAUGCAUUCAUGCUCACGAAGAAGAACUUAAAGCCAGAGUAUAUUGAGAAUGUUGUCCACAACACUCUGAGGAGCUUCAAUAUCAACCAAAAGCAUUCCCAACUCCUGGCUGUUUUAACUCUUUUGAAUGCGUACUGUGAGGAUGCCUCUCUCCCUGUGUCUCUGUGCCAGGAAUUUCUCAGUUUGCACCCUAAACCCAUUUUAGGAACUGGAAGCGUACAAGAAAGAUUUGAGGAGUUUUCUAAUUUAAUUUGUUGUACUACAGUUAAGGGUGAGGUAGGAAAAAGAGCUGUAAAGAUGAUCCAUCCAAAUUUCGCGAAGCGCUGUCUACAGGAACUUGAAACAACUCACAAAAUUACAAAGGCCGACAUUACCAACCUACUACUGACGACAGAGGAGUUUUAUGAGAACACGGAUGGCAGAGGAAAACUCUGGCAAGAUGUUUACUACAUUUUAAUGGGUAGACAUUUAGUGAAAGAAGCCUCUCCAAUCCAUUUAUGCAUCCAGCCAUUAAUUGAGGUUUUCAAGUUUCAAUAUCUGAAAUCUGCCCUAGCAAAGUUAAAACCAACAAAAACUUCUCGUCUAAUUCAAGAUAUUCAAAGUGAAACUCCAGGGUUGGUAGAGAUGGUACUUCUGAAUGCAUUAGAAAGGUUUCCGAAUGAUGCCAACAUUGCUCAGUUACUAGAUUCAUACUUGAGCCAAAGUAGGAGGAUUUCAACAUAAAACAAGUAACAUAUGUGGAAAAAUGCAGAGAUACUUAAUAACUUUGUCCAGUAUAGAGAUGACAAACCAAGACCUGAAACGCAGUGAAAAUCACUUUGAUUAAAUUUGUAUAAUUCUCUUAAGUGUUGGGCCACUGGGUGACAAUAGUGUGGUUUGGGUAGCCAUGUUUGUUAUUGACCCAUUAAUCCCCUGUUAGGUUAAAAUGACUCUUUCCAAAUAGGGGGCUUGUCAUUUAAAUGUUUUAUGUGGCUGCAAACGUGGGUAGAGCAGUUGUCUCGGGAGCACAUCCCUGGCUACAGAGGGUCGCUGGUUUUCCAGUUACUUUUCUGUUCCAGUGGUUUUCAGUGCAUAAGUACCCCCCACAAGUAGUGGCACGAAGACUAGGGUUGAGUUGAGAUAGUUAGUCUUGUGUCAGAUAGAUAGGGCUGGGGAGGGUCUCUGUUUUUUGUGAUGGCUGUCCCCUAUCUUAUACUUAAAGAGAUAAAUAAUAUAGUACAAUACACUCCUGAUCAAAAUCUUAAGACCAGUUAAAAAAUUGCAAGAAUUUACAUUUUGCAUUGUUGGAUCUUAAGAAGGUUCUAAGUAGAGCUUCAAAAUGCAAAAAGAAUAAAUGGGAACAAGAGAAAAAAGCUUGCAAUUUAUUGGAAACAACAAUUUAACUGAAAUAAGCUGUUCAUCAACUGAUCGAAAGUUUAAGACCACAGCCUUUAAAAGCCAAAAUCUGUGCAAGAAUCUGGAUUCCAUGUCAUUGAACGUGGUAGGAUUGUUGAGCUGCAUAAACAAGGCCUCUCACAACGUGCCAUUGCGGCUGAGGUUGGACGCAGUAAGACAGUCAUUUUGCAUUUCUUAAAAGAUCCUGAGGGUUAUGGAACAAAAAAAUCAAGUGGUAGACCCAAAAAAAUCUCACCGGCACUGAGCCGGAGGAUCCGAAUGGCUGUCCGUCAAGACACGGGACAAUCUUCAUCCCAAAUUAAGGCCAUUACUGGUGCUGACUGCAGCCCAAUAACCAUCAGACGGUAUCUGCGAAGGAAGGGCUAAAAAAACAAAAAACGUCUUCAAAGGCCACGUCUCCUUCAACGCGAACGCCGUUUGGACUUUGCAAGGGAGCACCAAACAUGGGACAUUCAAAGGUGGAAGAAAGUUUUUUCUCUGAUGAGAAAAAAUUUAACCUUGAUGGCCCUGAUGGCUUCCAACGUUACUGGCAUGACAAGGAGAUGCCACCUGAGAUGUUUUCUACACGGCACCGUGGAGGGGUCGCCAUCAUGAUCUGGGGUGCUUUAACCCUCAAUGGAACAAUGGAGCUCCAGCUUGUGCAGGGGCGUCAAACAGCAGCUGGCUAUGUGGAGAAGUUACAGCGGGCAUCCCUCAUGACUGAGGGCCCUCGUCUGUGUGGUAAUGACUGGGUUUUUCAGCAGGACAACACUACAAUUCACAAUGCCCGUCUGACCAAGAAUUUUUUCCAGGAGAAUAACAUCACUCUUUUGGACCAUCUUGCGUGUUCCCCUGAUAUUAAUCCAAUUGAGAACAUUUGGGGAUGGAUGGCAAGGGAAGUUUACAAAAAUGGACAUCAGUUCCAGACAGUGGAUGCCCUUCGUGAAGCCAUCUUCCCCACUUGGAGCAACAUUCCCACCAGCCUUUUGGAAACACUCGCAUCAAGCAUGCCAAAACGAAUUUUUGAAGUGAUCAACAAUAAUGGUGGAGAUACUCAUUACUGAGUCCUGAGGUUUUCAGGGUUAUUUUUUGAGCUAUGGUCUUAAACUUUUUAAUCAGCUGAUGAACAGCCUAUUUCAGUUAAAUUGUUGUUUUCAAUAAAUUGCCUUCAAUAAAGGCAAUUUAUUCAAUAAACUUUUGGUCUCUUGUUCCCAUUUCUUCUUUUUGCAUUUUGAAGCUCUACUUAGAACCUCCUUAAGAUCCAACAGUGCAAAAUGUAAAUUCUUGCAAUUUUUUAACUGGUCUUAAGUUUUUGAUGAGGAACGUAUAUUGGUUCUUGUCAUUGGCAAUCUGUUUUUCUUUCUUUGUACUGAUCACUUUGCUGCUGUGAUGCUGGAAAUUUCCCCACUGUGAGACUAAUAAAGGAAUAUCUUAUCUUA